GAUUCACACCUUCGUUCAGAACCUCAUUUGCAGAUACUUUAUACCAUAAACUAUACACAUAGACACAUAUAUAUAUAAACACACAUUUGAAGAUGAUAAGGAGUGUUUCUUUCAGUCCCGUCGCAACUCCACUGCUCAAAAUUUCACUUAUAAAUCUUAACAGACCCAAAUCUUUAAAGCUCCACGCCCAUGCCUCUCUCAUCGAUUUCCCUCUCGCAAGCAAGAUCAUGGUAAGAAAUUUAUCAUAUUCUACCAGUGAAAGCCGUUUGCUGAAGGAAUUUUCAAAUUUUGGGCAGAUAGCUGAAGUUAAGCUUGUUAAGGAUGAAGCAACAAAGAGAUCGAAAGGGUAUGCAUUCAUUCAGUACGCUAGCCAAGACAACGCCAUGCUAGCUCUAGAAAGCAUGGAUCACAAGCAUUUCGAUGGUAGAGUGAUUUUCGUGGAACUUGCAAAGCCUGGGAACAAUUCUGGUGGAUUCCUGAAAACCUCUGGACCACCUAGUAUGCAAAACUUGCCGAUGCAAGAUGAUGCAAAGGAGUAGGGGUGCCAUUUAUUUUCGACUUCCAGGUGGGUUGCGGUGUCUUUAAUAAUAAAUGUUUGGCGUGGUCUGUCGUCCUGAUAUUACCCACCAGCUUAUGUUUGAGCCUUGCAAACUCUGGCUUAAACGAAGGAUAGCACACGGAAUGGAAGUGUUUAGUUGUGUUUUGUAUAUGUAAAAUUAACUCAGGGAUUUAACUUUUUUAAUUUACUAUUACAUAAGACAUAAUUGUGUUUUGUAUAUGUAAAAUUCAAUAAUCUUCUAUAUGGUAUAUGGAAAGUUUAACAAUAA
This is a messenger RNA of Cornus florida, 827 nucleotides long. RefSeq names its product small RNA-binding protein 11, chloroplastic. Gene Ontology annotation, cellular component: U1 snRNP; precatalytic spliceosome; U2-type prespliceosome. Gene Ontology annotation, biological process: mRNA splicing, via spliceosome. The transcript has 4 exons. NCBI's taxonomy places the organism in Eukaryota, Viridiplantae, Streptophyta, Magnoliopsida, Cornales, Cornaceae. Bases 93 to 539 code for a protein of 148 amino acids. Gene Ontology annotation, molecular function: mRNA binding; U1 snRNA binding. The record is from RefSeq and is a predicted model, not a curated record.